CGGUUCGACACAUCAUCGAGUUGGUCGAGGGUGUUGUUCCUCCAAAGGGCUGCGUGUACCGUAUGGGACCCGGCGAGUUGGAGGAACUCCGGCGACAGAUCGAUGAGAUGAUUGACAAAGGUUGGAUCAAACCAAGUGAAUCUGAAUUUGGUGCUUUUGUGUUGUUCGUGCCAAAGAAAGGAGGCAAACUCCGCAUGUGUAUUGACUAUCGCGGUCUAAACCGCAUCACGAGAAAGAACGUUUAUCCAUUGCCUCGCAUAGACGAUUUGCUUGAUGCUUCAGGCGGGUGCAAGGUCUUCUCCAACAUCGAUCUCAAGUCUGGCUACCACCAGAUUGAAGUCGAUCCUGCGGACCAGCACAAGACUGCGUUCAAAACACGCGACGGGCUUUAUGAGUUCACCGUAAUGCCCUUCGGUCUUACGAAUGCACCAGCCACUUUCCAAAGCUUCAUGGACAAGGUCCUCCGCGAACAAAUUGGCCGGUUUGUGGUAGUGUACCUGGAUGACAUUCUGAUCUUCAACAACUCCAUGGAGGAACAUCUCAAGCAUCUUGAGGAGGUGCUCGCUAUCCUCAAGAAGACGCAGCUCCAUCUCAACUUGGAGAAAUCUGAGUUUGGGAAGGAUAGCGUCAUCUAUCUUGGGCACCGGUUGUCUGUUGCAGGCCUAGAGCCUGAGGCAACCAAGAUUAAGGUUAUACGUGAUUGGCCUCAACCUACGAACAUUCGCGAAUUGCGUACUUUCCUUGGUCUCGCGUCGUACUAUCGGAAGUUUGUACCCCGUUUUUCUAUCAUUGCUCGUCCGUUGUCGCGACUAACCAGUAAAAAUGUGUCUUAUUCCUGGGAUGCCGUGUGUACGGAAGCUUUUCAAGCUCUCAAGGAAGCCUUGGUAAGUUACCCGGUACUCCACAUUGCAUAUCCCAAACUGACCUUCGUAGUUACUACGGAUGCAAGUCAGUAUGGAAUCGGUGCAGUGCUGCAACAAGAUGACGGCGAUGGCCUGCGGCCACUCGAGUACUACAGCAAACGAAUGCCCAGCGUAAAGGUAGCCACUUCCACCUACAUGCGCGAGCUCUACGCUUUGCAUAUGCCGUUGGAUCACUGGAAACAUUACCUUUUGGGACGCCACUUCAAAGUCUUCUCAGACCAUGAGACCUUGAAGUGGAUCAAACAGCAAGGUUUCAGUGAAGUCGAUGGAGACAGACUCCCAGGGACCAUCAGGGAUGGGUAGGGGUGUGAGUAGCCCCAUGGGCUUUUGUCUGCAAGGUUUGAUUCGUUGACAAACUUGACAUUCAGCCACAAAUUUCUCAGCGGUCUCUUUCAUGCCAGGCCAAUCAAACUGUCUCAGCAGG
This is a messenger RNA of Chara braunii, 1347 nucleotides long. The record is from the annotation of a GenBank genome assembly. Lineage: Eukaryota; Viridiplantae; Streptophyta; Charophyceae; Charales; Characeae.